This is a messenger RNA of Microthlaspi erraticum, 204 nucleotides long. Lineage: Eukaryota; Viridiplantae; Streptophyta; Magnoliopsida; Brassicales; Brassicaceae. The record is from the annotation of a GenBank genome assembly.
AUGAGUACGUUGUCGAAUGGCUCUCUGAGGAACAAAAGCCGACUGGUUCUCUGUGACAAUCUCAUUGAGAACAGGUUGCAGCCUCAAGGUUUCCGGAAGCGAAGAAGUCUUGGAUCUCAGAUAACUUUCUCUUUCACCGUGUUCCAGUUUGACUGGAAGAAGCAGGCUGAGAAUCCGUCCGGUCCUGGGGCUUUCCCUGGGUGA